This is a messenger RNA of Anopheles maculipalpis, 1025 nucleotides long. Its product is annotated as luciferin sulfotransferase-like. Bases 60 to 1025 code for a protein of 321 amino acids. NCBI's taxonomy places the organism in Eukaryota, Metazoa, Arthropoda, Insecta, Diptera, Culicidae. The record is from RefSeq and is a predicted model, not a curated record. The transcript has 3 exons. Gene Ontology annotation, cellular component: cytoplasm. Gene Ontology annotation, molecular function: sulfotransferase activity. Gene Ontology annotation, biological process: sulfation.
UAAUGGAUGCAGAUAAGUGAACCGCCAGUCAGUGCUGGGUGCAACACGAUCGAGACAAGAUGUCGUUUGAAUAUACGGAAAUUACGGAUCCACUGUACGUGGAGAAUAAAGAACAAACUGGCGAGGAGGAUUACAUUAUGGUACGUGCGAAAAAGUAUGGUGACGUUCCGAUUUCUAUCCCAAACUGGCAACCAUCGCCACAUUGCUACACAACUAGGUUUCAUCAGCACGAGAAAGAACUGCUCGAGAUGGAAGUAUAUCCGGACGAUGUGUGGGUCGCAUCGUAUCCGAAAAGUGGAACCACCUGGUGCCAGGAGAUGGUUUGGUUGAUCUGCAAAGAGCUUAACUUUGAAGCAGCCCGUGCCGAAUCCUUACGUACGAGAUUUCCUUUUGUUGAUGUUAGUUUAAUCCACGACAUCAACAUGAGUUCGUUCGAACGUGUGCGGCAAACACAAAGGCCUCGCUUCAUAAAGACCCACCUACCAGUUUCAAUGCUACCGAAGCAAUACUGGACUGUAAAGCCCAAAACCGUGUACAUCAAACGCAACCCAAAAUCGGUAGCUGUUUCGUACUAUCAUCACUCCCGAGGGAUAUUCUACCGUGGCACAAUGGACACAUUCGUGCGAUCGUUUGUCCGUGAGCAUCAGUUCUAUUCACCGUACCAUGCGCACGUAAUCGAAUAUCAUGAGCUGCGUGAUUGUGACAACAUCUUGCACCUAUCCUACGAAGAUAUGAAGCGAGAUCUACCGGCAGUUGUGCGGAAAGUUUGUCAUUUUUUUGGAAAGUCCUACCGAGAUCCACAGUUAGAGGAGCUAUACGAACAUCUCUCGUUUAAAUCAAUGCGUGAGAAUAAAGCCUGCAACUACGAAGAUCCAAACAAACCACGUGACAAAUGUGAGCAAUUUAUUCGCAAAGGUGAGCUGGCAAGCUGGAAGGAGGAACUGACCAAGGAGCAGAUCGAGAUGCUAGAUCAGUGGACGGUGGAGAACACUCCAAACAGUGCGCAUAGGAAAUUGUUUGAUUAG